AGUGUCUUACCAGAAGAUUGAGUUCCUCACUUACACCACAGGGCCGCCGCGCCAUUUCAUAGAGGAUCAUGCGUGAAUUCAGGAUAUGUGCCAACCUCAAUCAUCCAAAUAUUCUACGCAUCUAUGGUUAUACCCAUGGCUUCGGCCCAUUUCCAGCAAUAGUCAGUCUUUGGGCGGAGAAUGGUAACUUGUCGCUCUAUUUGGAGCGUGAGGGUGCAGCUUUAACUCUUGUUCGACGAUUCAAACUGCUAACAGAUAUCAUAGCUGGUCUACGUUACCUCCACGCCAACAAUAUCAUCCAUGGCGACUUUAACGGGCCUAACGUGUUGAUCCAUGGUGAUGGCACUGCGUGUAUUGCUGACUUUGGCCUUUCCUUGAUGUACUCCGAGUUCAUAAGCGCCUCUCAGGCUUCCUACACGUCCACGCUCAAAGGAAAUGUGCGAUGGAUGGCUCCCGAGCUGCUCGUAGAACGGGAGGAUGGCUCUCAAGUUCGGCCAAGCGAGCAGAGCGACAUGUAUUCAUUCGGUGGUGUCAUGCUGCAGGUGCUCACCAACAAAGUACCCUAUUAUCACCUCACAAACGAUGGUACCAUCACGCUCUGCAUAGCCAAGUCGCAAACGCCCUCUCGAUCUCGUUAUCCUGAGCUCCCCGAACAAUACUGGCCAUUCAUAGAGCAAUGUUGGUCUACUAAUCCUUGGGGCCGUCCUUCGGCGGAUGGAGCUGAUGAAGCGAUCAGGAAUGAAUUUUACUCGCUGUCUCGUUGAUUCUUGACUAUCUCGCGUUCAGAAAUUAUUUACAAUGGAUAAAAUGAGAUACGCCUGUGUAUUAAACAUAGGCCUACUCCAGUAUUCUCUAGUGACACCCACGCCGCAAUGGGGUUGGUUGCAGUCGUUGGAGUCGGGAGAAUCAUUGUCGUCGACGAAAAAUCAUUCUCUUCGCGAAUUCUGCUAUGAUCUAAUUUAGCAUCCAGGAUUGAUGCAGG
Molecule: messenger RNA, 982 nt
Organism: Suillus bovinus
Lineage: Eukaryota; Fungi; Basidiomycota; Agaricomycetes; Boletales; Suillaceae
Product: kinase-like domain-containing protein
Exons: 5
Coding region: 69-764 (231 amino acids)
Biological process (GO): signal transduction; protein phosphorylation
Cellular component (GO): cytoplasm
Molecular function (GO): protein kinase activity; ATP binding
Source: RefSeq, a predicted model, not a curated record